This is a messenger RNA of Microthlaspi erraticum, 771 nucleotides long. The record is from the annotation of a GenBank genome assembly. NCBI's taxonomy places the organism in Eukaryota, Viridiplantae, Streptophyta, Magnoliopsida, Brassicales, Brassicaceae.
AUGGAUAGCAUGAGUGAGGCAUUUGAUCAAAUGCAAAUGGUCAAGGAUGUUCUAGCCAACAGUGAUAAAGUUUCAGAGGUCAAGGAUCAAGGGAAAUUCACUCUCCCUUGCACACUUGGGCAUCUUGAGCUUGACAAUGCCUUAGUGGAUUCUGGAGCAAGCAUCAAUCUGAUCUCUCUCUCCAUGGCAGAGAAGCUAGGCAUUGCUGGAGCCUUGCAGCGCCCUACUACUUCAAUCAUGUUUGGAGAUGCAACUUCUAAGUCUCCUCUUGGAGUGUUCAAGAACUAUCACUUGAAAAUUGGAGAAUGCAUCAUCCAAACUGAUCUUACUGUGAUGGAAAUGGAAGAAGAGAAGGAUCUACCUCUGUUAUUGGGAACCCCAUUCCUUAGUACAGUUGGCGCUUCAAUAGACUUUCACAAGCAAGAAGUGAUCCUUCACAAGGUUGUGAAGGAAAGGGUUGACAAAGAACCAAGAGUUGGGAAGGAUAAGGAUGAGAGAGGACCAAGGAUUGAGAAGCCACGUCUUGAGAGGGCUAGAGUUGAGAAACCACGUUCUGAUAGGCCACGAGCUGAUAGACUUGUUCAAGCCCCUUGUGUGCUUGAUGAAGAGAGCCUUCAAGCUUUGUUUGAUGAGCCACUAGGAAGGGCUCUAAAAGAAGGGGAGGAUGUAGCCUCUAAGGCAAGACCAGGGAUAAAAGAAAGGAUCCACCAGCUCAGGCCCCUUCAUCAAGCCAUCUCAGCUCACAAUGACUUUGUUCCCCACCAAGUUUGA